CCGGGCUGGGGGUCAGCUCUGGGGCACAGGGAGAACGGAGGUCCCAACCGAGGGGAAGACUGGACUCGGAGGAGGGGCGGAGACACUGGGAGGGAAGUGCGCGGGCUCCUGACAUCCCCUCUUCGGCCUUCUCUGACGGAUGCUCCCCACCCACGUCCCCAGCCCUGGGGGACCAUCUUGCAGCCCUUUUCUUGGAUGGUCCCAUCUCCCGUGCCUCAGUCUAACAGAGUCAAGGAAGGUAACGCUCCUGGGUCGCUCUCCUGAACCCCCUCUACCACGCGUCCUGGGGCCGCCCUCUUUCCUCUGGUUGGUUGAAGUGGGGUCUGGGCCUGGGAGGGACGGGACUGUGUGGAGGCCGGGUGAGCCUGUUGAAACCUUCCCCCUAGACCUGUUGGAGCUGAUGCUGCUGCAGAACGCACAGAUGCACCAGCUGCUGCUGAGUCAGCUGGUGGCCGGGGCGCUGAACCCAGGGCCAGAGUGGCCCCGCCCACAGGUCUGUACAGACAGCCAAGAGGAGCAGGUGGAGGAAGAGGUGGAGACGCCGGAGCAAGAGCCUUUGGUGUUCCACCAUCACUAUUUGCCUUGUCCAGUGGCCUCCUUGGGCACCAUGUCACUCUGGCCAGCCUCCUUCCUCCCUAUGCCCCCACACCAGCCUCCCCGGCAGGGUGCACCCAGGAUUCAGCGCCAGCCCCCUGCCUCCAGGCAAAGGGAGGUGAGAGACGUGCCCCCACCGCCACCCCUCAGUGCCACGGGGACUGUUGGUGCAGACAUACCGCCGGCUUCAGACUACUACGAUGCUGAGAGCCUGCCAUGAAGACAAAUAUUCAUCGGGCCUCGCCAGCUUCCGCACGGUGCUGCCAGAACCCUGGAACAACGCUGCACCCAUGCUGGAGCCCUUCUUAGCCGCUCUGGCCAGCUACAACCUCUCAUCAGGCUCUCCACUCCACUGCCAUACUGAGCUGGCUGUUCUGGACUAAGAGCUCCCUUAAGCCCCACCAGGACCCGGAAGUCACAUAAACCCAAUUGAUCUAUGGUUUCCCCACCUGGAACCAGAGCCCCAUCUGGUCUCUGCCCCUUGUUCCUCUCUCUGGCUGUGUACCAUCACCCUUGGGCCUGGAAUAGGGUGAGAGAGAAACGGAUGGCUUGGAUCUCCAAACUGCUGAAGGCCCCGGAGGGCAGCAUGGUUGAGGAGAGGCCCAGUUCAGGAGGCCCCAGCAGCUGCCUCAGCUCCUUCGAACCUCUUUUCAUUGUUGGCAGAAAGGAGAGUCAGGGCUGCGUCCUGAUCCAACCAGAAACAGCGUGAGGUCCCCAGGGCCAGGUCCAACCAGAAUGCCCUCCAUCUCAUGGGACCUCAGGAAGAAAUCAGUUGCUCCUAAUGUUGUGGUUA
This is a messenger RNA of Meriones unguiculatus (Mongolian gerbil), 1387 nucleotides long. It is a transcript of the gene Prr29, whose product is annotated as proline rich 29. The record is from RefSeq and is a predicted model, not a curated record. The transcript has 4 exons. Bases 140 to 814 code for a protein of 224 amino acids. NCBI's taxonomy places the organism in Eukaryota, Metazoa, Chordata, Mammalia, Rodentia, Muridae.